This is a messenger RNA of Saccharomyces cerevisiae S288C, 1713 nucleotides long. RefSeq names its product phosphoglucomutase PGM1 (gene PGM1). Gene Ontology annotation, molecular function: intramolecular phosphotransferase activity; magnesium ion binding; phosphoglucomutase activity. The record is from RefSeq and is marked reviewed. Lineage: Eukaryota; Fungi; Ascomycota; Saccharomycetes; Saccharomycetales; Saccharomycetaceae. The coding region runs from base 1 to 1713 and encodes 570 amino acids. The transcript has a single exon. Gene Ontology annotation, cellular component: cytoplasm. Gene Ontology annotation, biological process: UDP-alpha-D-glucose metabolic process; galactose catabolic process; trehalose biosynthetic process.
AUGUCACUUCUAAUAGAUUCUGUACCAACAGUUGCUUAUAAGGACCAAAAACCGGGUACUUCAGGUUUACGUAAGAAGACCAAGGUUUUCAUGGAUGAGCCUCAUUAUACUGAGAACUUCAUUCAAGCAACAAUGCAAUCUAUCCCUAAUGGCUCAGAGGGAACCACUUUAGUUGUUGGAGGAGAUGGUCGUUUCUACAACGAUGUUAUCAUGAACAAGAUUGCCGCAGUAGGUGCUGCAAACGGUGUCAGAAAGUUAGUCAUUGGUCAAGGCGGUUUACUUUCAACACCAGCUGCUUCUCAUAUAAUUAGAACAUACGAGGAAAAGUGUACCGGUGGUGGUAUCAUAUUAACUGCCUCACACAACCCAGGCGGUCCAGAGAAUGAUUUAGGUAUCAAGUAUAAUUUACCUAAUGGUGGGCCAGCUCCAGAGAGUGUCACUAACGCUAUCUGGGAAGCGUCUAAAAAAUUAACUCACUAUAAAAUUAUAAAGAACUUCCCCAAGUUGAAUUUGAACAAGCUUGGUAAAAACCAAAAAUAUGGCCCAUUGUUAGUGGACAUAAUUGAUCCUGCCAAAGCAUACGUUCAAUUUCUGAAGGAAAUUUUUGAUUUUGACUUAAUUAAAAGCUUCUUAGCGAAACAGCGCAAAGACAAAGGGUGGAAGUUGUUGUUUGACUCCUUAAAUGGUAUUACAGGACCAUAUGGUAAGGCUAUAUUUGUUGAUGAAUUUGGUUUACCGGCAGAGGAAGUUCUUCAAAAUUGGCACCCUUUACCUGAUUUCGGCGGUUUACAUCCCGAUCCGAAUCUAACCUAUGCACGAACUCUUGUUGACAGGGUUGACCGCGAAAAAAUUGCCUUUGGAGCAGCCUCCGAUGGUGAUGGUGAUAGGAAUAUGAUUUACGGUUAUGGCCCUGCUUUCGUUUCGCCAGGUGAUUCUGUUGCCAUUAUUGCCGAAUAUGCACCCGAAAUUCCAUACUUCGCCAAACAAGGUAUUUAUGGCUUGGCACGUUCAUUUCCUACAUCCUCAGCCAUUGAUCGUGUUGCAGCAAAAAAGGGAUUAAGAUGUUACGAAGUUCCAACCGGCUGGAAAUUCUUCUGUGCCUUAUUUGAUGCUAAAAAGCUAUCAAUCUGUGGUGAAGAAUCCUUCGGUACAGGUUCCAAUCAUAUCAGAGAAAAGGACGGUCUAUGGGCCAUUAUUGCUUGGUUAAAUAUCUUGGCUAUCUACCAUAGGCGUAACCCUGAAAAGGAAGCUUCGAUCAAAACUAUUCAGGACGAAUUUUGGAACGAGUAUGGCCGUACUUUCUUCACAAGAUACGAUUACGAACAUAUCGAAUGCGAGCAGGCCGAAAAAGUUGUAGCUCUUUUGAGUGAAUUUGUAUCAAGGCCAAACGUUUGUGGCUCCCACUUCCCAGCUGAUGAGUCUUUAACCGUUAUCGAUUGUGGUGAUUUUUCGUAUAGAGAUCUAGAUGGCUCCAUCUCUGAAAAUCAAGGCCUUUUCGUAAAGUUUUCGAAUGGGACUAAAUUUGUUUUGAGGUUAUCCGGCACAGGCAGUUCUGGUGCAACAAUAAGAUUAUACGUAGAAAAGUAUACUGAUAAAAAGGAGAACUAUGGCCAAACAGCUGACGUCUUCUUGAAACCCGUCAUCAACUCCAUUGUAAAAUUCUUAAGAUUUAAAGAAAUUUUAGGAACAGACGAACCAACAGUCCGCACAUAG